CCCUCCACCCUCUUUCUCUCAACCAUGUUCCCUUCUCAUUGAGUGAGUACUCCCAUUGCAUGCACUACCAGUCAAGAACAUUGGUUUAGUUCUACCUUUUGCUCAAGCCACCAUGAUCAAGACCUUGAACCCUUACCCCAAUCCAGCAAAAACUGCUGAGAUCAUGUCCAGGUACAGGCCCAUAGCCCCAAAGCCUGAAGCCUCCCCAAACACAUCCAUCACCGAGGGCUCUUCCUCUCUCUCUCAAAAGAUCAAGCAAUCUCCUUACCUUAGGAACCUCUGGCCACAGUUGCAAGCCAGGCCCACCAGAACCAGAAAGAGAGGUAGGGCUCCCUUGACACUGCCCUCUUCCUCCCUCAAGAGACAGAAAACACAUGUCCUAGGUUUUUGUCCCCCUUGUCAUGUAACAUCCCCAGCAAAAACCCUCUCCUUGCAGAGUUUUCCUCCUCCUCCACCCCUCCCUCUUCAUCACCCCAACCAUGGACUUGGAGUGCUCAAUUGCACCAUGGACAACACCUCCUCCAAUAAUAUACAACAUAAUCCAAGCUUGGUCACACUCCCUCUCCUUCCAUGUUCUCCUUCUGCCAUUUCCAAUGUCCCUCCACCCAAAUCAACCAAGCCUUCUGGGGAAGAGGCUAUUAACGUUCUUGAUUUGAACACCAAAGUUUGUGUUCCAGAAGAGAGGGAUCUUCUGCAGCAGCUGCAGAAGCCAGUUUCCAACAAUGUCAUAACGCCUCAACCAGUUCGCCCUAUUGGCUCAACCAUAAGUGUGGUUUGCAUCAGUGAAGACCUAACCCUGCCACCACUGGCUCGAACCCCAAAAAGGCCACAUGAGGUUGAGCAAGAUGUUGAGUCCGAGGCCAUGCCAGCUGUCAUAUCAGACUCGAACCACCGGAUCAGGAUGGCCAAUUCUGCGUACAAGGAGAUGGUGGGUCAGCCACUGUGUCCAUGGCUCGAUGCCAUGAUGGUGAACGGUGGUGAUGGAAGAAGCCCUCAAUGCAAGAGGAUCAGCGGUGAGGUAACACUGCAUCUCAGUGACUCAAUUAUACCAACUUCAUCAAACGGAUUCUCUUGCUGGGUUAGGAUUGAAUGGCAGAGUCAACAAAAGAAGAACUGUGUUAACGCUUUCUGUGAUGUUAUGAAGCUGGCUUGUGAAUCCAGGGACUACCUCUUCACGUGGAGGUUCCACACUCGCACCAGGGAAGCUUCUCAGUCAAGUUGCAACGCUUGAAAUUAAUUAGUAUAAAUUAUGCUGUUAUAGUCAAUAUUAUUGCACAUAUAGCUCUAGCUAGCUAGGCUCUAGUGUGAGAUGACUACCUUUCUUGUCUGCUUUCGAUCGAUACAUAUAUGUACAUGGUUUUUAUAGUAUUAUUAGGGAUCAUCAAAUAUAGUUUUCUUUCAUUAAAA
Messenger RNA from Cajanus cajan (pigeon pea), 1407 nucleotides. RefSeq lists its product as uncharacterized. The record is from RefSeq and is a predicted model, not a curated record. NCBI's taxonomy places the organism in Eukaryota, Viridiplantae, Streptophyta, Magnoliopsida, Fabales, Fabaceae.